AUGGGUUUCAAGAGCGCUGUCCUCCUGGGCUUGCUCCCCCAGCUGCUGUCUGCCAGCGUUUGUCCCAAUCUGAUGCCCGGUCAGAGCUACUGUGUCAUUGGUACCGUCUCGGACGACCCAGAGCCCACGACCACGACGCCCUCGACAACGCUGACGACCACAACGUCCACAACCACCACGCCCUCGUCCCCAUACCAGCCCACCCAACCGGGCCUGGCAGCCAACUGUGACAAGUUCCAUCUCGUCGCGUCCGGUGACCAGUGCGAUACCAUCGAGGCCAAGUAUGGCAUCACCGAUGCCCAAUUCAAGGCCUGGAAUCCUAGUAUUAACGCCCAAUGCACCAACCUCUGGCUGGACUACUACGUGUGCGUGCACGUCCCAGGCGCCACGAUGAUUUCACCUCCCCAGCCCACACCCACUGGUCCGGAGCCCCAGAUGCCCGGCAUCGUGAGCAACUGCGCCAAGUUCUACCAGGUCAAGUCGGGCGAUAGCUGUUGGUCGAUUGACAAUGCUGCGGGUAUCACUCUUGCUCAGUUCCGCUCGUGGAACACGCAGAUUGAUGAAAACUGCACCAAUCUGUGGGUGGACUAUUACGUUUGCAUUGGGGUCUAA
This is a messenger RNA of Aspergillus fischeri NRRL 181, 612 nucleotides long. RefSeq names its product LysM peptidoglycan-binding domain-containing protein. The record is from RefSeq and is a predicted model, not a curated record. The transcript is spliced from 3 exons. The coding region runs from base 1 to 612 and encodes 203 amino acids. NCBI's taxonomy places the organism in Eukaryota, Fungi, Ascomycota, Eurotiomycetes, Eurotiales, Aspergillaceae.